CUCACAUGAAUCUGUACCUAUGACGAUACACGCAUGUGCGAGUUUAGAUUAGGCCUGUUUACAAGUCUUGCGCAAGUGUCAGAAAUCCGGCCCUUGCUCAACAUGAGCUCUUGAGGCAUUGAUCUGAGGAAUACUCUAUAUAAAUAAGUCUACCCCCAUAACAUAGACAUGAUUACGGAUUCUCCUAGGGUCAGACAUAGUGUUACAACGCGAGAUACAAGAGUAACGAGAUAUAAAGACCAUGGCAACAUCUACCGAACAAGCUGCAACAACAACAGCGACACACCGCGGUCUUGACGUCAAAACUGAAAGCGAAAGGUACAAUGAUCAGAGACGAAUGUGGCCGAGUUCAGGGCGGCACAUUUUGGCACAUUACGAUGACAGCUCUAUCAUCGUCUAUCAGGCGUUCAAAUCGUCCAUAGCUGAUUAUGCUGUCAAACAUCAAAGGUUUGGGGGUCCAGACUACAAGUUUGAGAGAAUGACAUGGAUUAAAACAAACUUCCUGUGGAUGAUGUACAGAAGUGGAUGGGCAACCAAACCGGGGCAAAAUCGCAUUCUUGCAAUUCGAAUAUCGCGGGAUGGCUUUGAAAAGAUUCUAGCUAAUGCCUUCACCAUAGAGCUUCAGAAGUCUAAGGGCUUGACCAGUGAGGACGUAAAUGUGCGGUUACAGUGGGAUCCAGACCACUCCCCUAACUACCACAAGCAACAACGAAGAGCAAUUCAGCUUGGCCUCAAAGGGGAGAUAGUUAAAAAGUUUUCCAACGACUGGAUCCUUGGUAUAGAGGACAUCACAGACUUUGUCCGAGAACAGCACCAGGUGCUCAAGAUGGAGGGAGAGGGUAAACUCCAGAUUCCCAGAGAGAGAGUGUACCCAGUCAGAAAUCCCGGCAUUGCGGCCAGGAUAGCCCUGGACAUCUGGGAUACUGAUGGGCCGAGUUUUGUGUCAUAGCCCAUUGAUGUACAGAGAUCGGACGUAACUUCAUGAGCCUAGCAGAUCAGUAGGCAGUCAGCUAUAUUGGAGGCCUGUUAACAUGGACUGAUAUGGCCGCAGUCCUCCAGUAUGGCUGCCAAAAGCCUAGCAGAUCAGUAGGCAGUCAGCCAUAUUGGACGCCUGUUAACAUGGGCUGAUAUGGCCGCAGUCCUCCAGUAUGGCUGCCAAAAACAACUUCUUCUGUGGACCAUACUUCCAUUAAAGAAUGGUAAUGACUUCA
Molecule: messenger RNA, 1211 nt
Organism: Liolophura sinensis
Lineage: Eukaryota; Metazoa; Mollusca; Polyplacophora; Chitonida; Chitonidae
Exons: 4
Coding region: 242-949 (235 amino acids)
Source: RefSeq, a predicted model, not a curated record